Arabis nemorensis is the source of this 1173-nucleotide messenger RNA. The record is from the annotation of a GenBank genome assembly. Lineage: Eukaryota; Viridiplantae; Streptophyta; Magnoliopsida; Brassicales; Brassicaceae.
AUGAGAUUGUCUACUUCUGGGUUUAAUCCUCAACCUCAUGAAGGUGAGAAAAGAGUUCUUAAUUCUGAGCUAUGGCAUGCUUGUGCUGGUCCUCUUGUCUCUUUACCUCCUGUUGGAAGCAGAGUUGUGUAUUUCCCUCAAGGUCACAGUGAACAGGUUGCUGCUUCGACUAACAAAGAAGUGGAUGCUCAUAUACCAAACUACCCUAGCUUGCAUCCUCAACUUAUCUGUCAACUUCACAAUGUCACAAUGCAUGCUGAUGUUGAAACUGAUGAAGUCUAUGCACAAAUGACUUUGCAACCGUUGAAUGCGCAAGAGCAAAAGGAUCCUUACCUUCCUGCGGAAUUAGGUGUUCCGAGUAGACAACCUACAAACUAUUUCUGUAAAACUCUGACUGCUAGUGAUACUAGCACUCAUGGAGGUUUCUCUGUACCUCGCCGAGCUGCUGAGAAAGUUUUCCCUCCUUUGGAUUACACUCAGCAGCCUCCAGCUCAAGAGUUGAUGGCGAGGGAUCUGCACGAUAACGAAUGGAAGUUCAGGCAUAUUUUCCGAGGCCAACCUAAGAGACACCUCCUUACUACUGGUUGGAGCGUAUUUGUUAGUGCUAAAAGGCUUGUCGCUGGUGACUCUGUUCUUUUCAUCUGGAACGAUAAGAAUCAGUUACUUCUUGGAAUAAGACGAGCCAACCGGCCACAAACUGUCAUGCCUUCAUCUGUUUUAUCAAGUGACAGUAUGCAUUUAGGCCUUCUUGCUGCGGCAGCUCAUGCAGCCGCUACAAACAGUCGCUUCACCAUCUUCUAUAACCCGAGGGCAAGUCCAUCAGAGUUCGUUAUACCUCUGGCUAAAUACGUGAAAGCGGUGUAUCACACUCGUGUCUCUGUUGGCAUGCGGUUUAGGAUGCUGUUUGAAACUGAAGAAUCAAGUGUUCGUCGGUACAUGGGUACAAUAACUGGCAUAUGUGAUCUAGAUCCUACUCGGUGGGCUAAUUCGCAUUGGCGGUCUGUCAAGGUGGGCUGGGACGAGUCUACUGCAGGAGAGAGGCAACCGAGGGUUUCCUUGUGGGAGAUUGAGCCUUUAACGACAUUCCCAAUGUACCCGUCUCCUUUUCCUCUCAGGCUUAAACGUCCUUGGCCUCCUGGUCUCCCAUCUUUCCAUGGUAUUAAGAAUUUUUAA